Messenger RNA from Elaeis guineensis (African oil palm), 1610 nucleotides. Its product is annotated as pyruvate dehydrogenase E1 component subunit alpha-1, mitochondrial. Lineage: Eukaryota; Viridiplantae; Streptophyta; Magnoliopsida; Arecales; Arecaceae. Gene Ontology annotation, molecular function: pyruvate dehydrogenase (acetyl-transferring) activity. Gene Ontology annotation, biological process: pyruvate decarboxylation to acetyl-CoA. The record is from RefSeq and is a predicted model, not a curated record. Gene Ontology annotation, cellular component: intracellular membrane-bounded organelle.
CUUCCUCUUCUCAGUUCUUCCCCACCCCCUCCCGAACCGUCUCGCACCGUAGUAAUCAUGGCCGUCAGCCGCCUCGCCUCCUCCUCCUCCUCCCUCUCCAAGCUCCUCCUCCGCCCUCUCCCCGCCCCGCCCUUCUCCCGCUCCUUCUCCGCCAUCGCCUCCGACGACGACGGGACGGUCCUCACCAUCGAGACGAGCGUCCCCUUCACCGGCCACAAGAUCGAUCCCCCCUCCCGUUCCGUCGACACCACCAGGAACGAGCUCCUCUCGUUCUUCCACGACAUGUCCGUGAUGCGCCGCAUGGAGAUCGCCGCCGACUCCCUCUACAAGGCCAAGCUCAUCCGCGGCUUCUGCCACCUCUACGACGGCCAGGAGGCCGUCGCCAUCGGUAUGGAGGCUGCUAUCACCAAGCGCGACUCUAUCAUCACCGCCUACCGGGACCACUGCACCUUCCUUGGCCGCGGCGGCACCCUCGUCGAGGUCUUCUCCGAGCUCAUGGGGCGCCGCUCCGGCUGCUCCAAGGGCAAGGGCGGCUCCAUGCACUUCUACAAGAAGGAGGCCGGCUUCUACGGCGGCCACGGCAUCGUCGGUGCCCAGAUUCCUCUCGGCUGCGGCCUGGCCUUUGCCCAGAAGUACUCCAAGGACGAGACCGUAACCUUUGCCCUCUAUGGCGAUGGGGCUGCAAACCAGGGGCAGCUCUUCGAGGCCCUCAACAUGUCCGCGCUGUGGGAUUUGCCAGUUAUCUUGGUGUGCGAGAACAAUCAUUAUGGAAUGGGGACUGCCGAAUGGAGGGCGUCGAAGAGCCCUGCGUAUUACAAGCGUGGUGACUAUGUUCCUGGUCUGAAGGUUGAUGGAAUGGAUGUUCUCGCUGUGAAGCAGGCAUGCAAAUUUGCCAAGGAACACGCUCUGAAGAAUGGACCCAUUAUUCUUGAAAUGGAUACCUACAGGUACCAUGGGCAUUCUAUGUCUGAUCCUGGGAGCACCUACCGUACUCGCGAUGAGAUCAGUGGCGUAAGACAGGAGCGUGAUCCAAUAGAAAGGGUCAGAAAGUUGAUUUUAACCUAUGAGAUAUCAUCUGCCUCUGAACUUAAGGACAUUGAGAAAGGAAUCAGAAAAGAAGUAGAUGAAGCCAUCAGACAAGCGAAGGAAAGCCCGAUGCCUGAUCCAUCUGAGCUCUUUACAAAUGUUUACGUAAAAGGUUUUGGUGUUGAGGCGUUUGGUGCAGAUAGGAAGGAGGUGAAAGCUGUUCUUCCAUGAAGCACUGUAAGAACAUUCAUUGAACACUCUGUACUUCUGCGAGGAGAUGACUCACUGAUGUUCAGAAAAAAGAUAAAGGUGAAUGGUUUAGAUCUGUUAAAUCUGUGUUCUGCACCAUUCAAAUUUCUAUAGAAAAACUCCUCUUUAAAUGUGCCGGCUCUGUUUUGUAUAUCAAUAAGACCACUAAAUUUUGUUUGUUAGAGGCCAUCACUACCAAAGACAUGGACCACAUGGUGUGCUCUAAUUUAUGGUGAUAAAAAUUGGCAGCAUUGUAUAAUUCUUACAUUUUCGAGGCAUGCCUGAAAAUUUUUAUUCGGCAGAGACUGAUCCAUGCUUUUGGAGAUGUCUCUGAA